AUGGGGAAUAAUUCAAGUUCUAAAUAAAAUGUUAAGCAAGAACAAGAACCAUAAAUUAAGAAUCAAGUGCCUGUUAGUUCAAUUACAUAUAAUUUAUUGUAUGAGAUAGAAUAAAAAGAGGAUUGUUAAGCUUUAUCUUUUAACAAGUAAGGAACUCUUUUGGCUACAACAUGUAAAUCAGAUAUUAAGAUAUGGAAGGUGGAUUAAGGAAAAUUAAUUGAUUAGAACAUAAUUCUAAAAGGACAUACAUCAUUAGUAAGAUGUUUAGUGUUUAGUCAUAAAUAAAAUUGGUUGAUAUCUGGAGGAGAUGAUUUAUAAAUUCGAUGUUGGAAGGAAUAAAAACAAGAUAAUAAUGCAAUUAAUUGGAUAUGUUCAUAGCCAUUUAAAAUACAUUUAAAUUAUGUUUACAAUAUUAUUUUGAAUUAAAAUGAAGAUGAAUUAAUAUCGUGUGGAGCUGAUCAUUCAAUUAAAGUAUGGAAAGCAAAUGCAUUAGAGAAUUCAAUAGAGUUUUGUUAUUCAUUAGAUUAACAUUAACAUUUUGUUUACUAAAUCAGUUUAAAUUCUAAUGAGACUUAAUUAGUAUCUUGUAGUAUGGAUAAACAAAUUAUCAUAUGGAAAAAGGAUGAAAAUAAACACUGGAAAUUUAAUAAUAAAAUUGAAAAAUCAAUAGACGAUUAUGGCUUUCGAGUAGGAUUUCUAACUGAUAAUUUGAUAGCUUGGACAUAAUAUUAAUAGGGUUAUCUACACAUUUUUAAAUAAGAAAAUGAAAAUUUUAUAGAAAUACCAAAAAUGAAGAUUUCUCUUAAAUCACAAAAUUAGUAAGAUAUAUAUAUUUUGUUUCCCUUAAUAUUUAACAAAGAAAAAUAACUUAUGAUACUACGUCAUAACAGAUAUGUUACACUUUUUGAAUUAGGUUAAAAUGAAUAGUUAAGUAUAGUUGGAGAACCUAUUGAUUGCUAAAGCAGUGAUAAUUAUGGAACUUUGUCAGAUGAUGGAAAAUAUUUGGUAAUUUGGAAUGAUGCCAAUAAGUAAUUGAAAGUUUAUUUAAUAUAAUAUCCUUGA
Molecule: messenger RNA, 1062 nt
Organism: Paramecium pentaurelia
Lineage: Eukaryota; Ciliophora; Oligohymenophorea; Peniculida; Parameciidae
Source: the annotation of a GenBank genome assembly